CUCAGCUCACUUCAGCCGGCUGUGUGAGGGCAGGACAUCCCCCUUCCCCAGCGCUCUCUCCCCUUCCCCACACGGGGUUCCGCCGCCUGAGUAACGGGCUUCGUCGCCCUCCCCUCAGGGGCCCUGUGGGGGGGGGGGGGGGGCCUCUCCUGGGCGGCCCCUUUCCCGGGCUGCCGGGGGCUCCUCGCCGUCCGCCAGCUCCACAGGUGAAGGGGAGCGGUGUGCUCGCUCCCACGCUGGGGGCUGCGGCGUGCCCAGGCCUCUCCCCUGGGAGGAGGGAAGGGAUCCUCAGGUACCCUGGGGUGCCUGGGCGGGCUUCCCCUCCCAGGGCCUGUGUAACCCACCUGGAGCAGCUGAAGGACUUGUAGGGAGGGGUGGGGUGGCAGGGUCUACCCUCUGCCGUCUAGCCCAGGGGGAUAGGUUAGUGUGGAGGGCCCUUCUGGGCCAGGGAAAUUCCCCGUGGGGAGAUGGGUGAGAGGGUUCAGUUGCCCUCCAGCCCGUGAGGAUCAAUUCUUUAGCACCAUGGUUAUCCCAUACAGUUAUUCCUGCCUCUCUUGCUUUCUGUGUGGACAUGCUCAGUUCAUGGAGGUGUGAAGCCGGUGGGAGUAGGGUGUCAUGUGUACCCAGUCCAGUAAUUGUUGUGUUCAUCAUGGCGUCUCUGUGUAAUUGUGUGCAGCCCAAAAGAAAGGGUAGGAGUUUGUGGGCUGCAGCCUACUCUGUGGUGCGUGUGUUCUCCCAAAUUUAAUGCAGGCUUGGAAGAUUUGUCCACCUCAAGCCAGAGAGUUAUAGUCCCAUGUACCCUUGUGCAGUCAUGUCUUUACACAUCUAAUAAAGUUUUGUGAGCUUUCUGUCAUCCCAACACCUGUUUCAAGGUUGAUACAUCAAUAUUACUCUACAAAUGCAACUUCCCCCCCCCCCCCCCCCCCCCCAUGCACACUGUAGGCCACUUGUUGCUGUUGAAGUACAUCCCCAAGAAAGUCCUUGACCUAUUGUUAUGUGAAGAGCUAUGUUCAGUGUUUGUGAAUAUGUCAAUAUUUCACUGUGGUGUAAAAUGCACCCUGAACAAUAAUCAGGAACCAACAACUCUUGUCUUUCAGCAGAUCUCUUAACUCCUCAUUUCCCUAAUCCAUGGAUCAAAGAAGGUAACACAAUUGGAAAAAACUGUGUCUUCAAAACACCAUGUGAAUGUUUUUAGUAACAUUGAAAGUUGACUCUAUGUUGUUCCCAUCUAAUCAUGCAAGCAGGGUGCUUUCAGGUGGUGUUUGAGACCUAAAAGCAUUUCUAGUACAUGCUCACUUUGUUGGAUUUAAGAUGUAUCUUUAACAUCGUUAUGAAUAUUUGAUGGAUGAUGGCCCUUAGUUGACAGCUGGGAGUUACAGAGAGUAAGUGUACAGCAGAACAAAGGAAGAAAUGCUAGCUAAGAAAUAGGUUUCCCCUUAAAUUGUUGGGUACUUAGUUGGGGAGGGUUAUAGGGAUAUAGUUGAGCUUGAGACUGGGUGUCUGUAACCAUACUGCCUUCUACGAUGAUUUUUUUUUUUUUUACCUUCUCAUUUGAAAGCAAAGGCUGAAAGGGAUGGGGUCUUGCUUUGGUGGUAUAUGGGGGAGCACCAGGUUCUAGUAGAGUCAAAACAUCUAGUUGUUCAAAUUCUGUUGCUGAAGUUGUUGCUAUUUGUGCUCUCUUUCUGCACAGUUUGGAAGUUUUGAUGACAGGCAGGUUUUCAUUCACAGCAAUUGAGCGUAGCAUAGAUGCUUCAUGAAGAAAUUUGUUGUUAGGAAGUUCCUGACUUGACUUUGGCUUUUAACUGAGAAUAAAUCAGGUACAGUUUCUGUGACGAGGUCAAACUGAGCAGGAGUAUGUCUAGUUGCAAAGGUGGGCUGAAUGAGUUUCUUUAUAGAGUUAGCCAGCUGUUCCUGUAAGAUGAAAACUGUUGUUUUUCUUCUUGGUGCUGUUUUGAAGUACUUAAUAGUUGAUACACCAUCAGUUUUUUGGAACAGCUCAUGUGUGGCUCUUAGAUAAUUAUGUUUCUCAGCAGGGAGAUAUUUGCCAGGAAAGAGGUUAUUAAUUUAUCCUAACUUCUAUUUACUUUUGUUUUGUUUUGAAUUAUGCCACUCGUAUUUGAUAAUUUUAGUCCCCUAAAUAAUGCUGAAAUGGAUGAUGAAGGAUUGGACUAUUUAUACAGCAGAAGUGAAGUGCAGUAGCCUAGGACUUUUUGAGUUGAAUGCUACUUUGGUCUAUCAGUGGCUGCUGGAGAAAUAUUAGUAUCAAAGAAUGAUAACAACUGCUUCACCAAGUGGAUGCAUUGUGCAAGAGGUCAUUAUUUACAGCUACCAGCUUUACUGAACUCUUCCUUACCUUUCAUCCUUAUUUUCUUUUAGAAGUGGAAAAACAACUUAGGUUUGAUGUUUUGUGUGCCAUCAACUGAAAUUGGGGCCAUCAUGAAUAUAACCAAGGGUGGACUGGUGCUGUUUUCAGCUAAUUCCAAUUCGUCAUGCAUGGAACUAUCGAAGAGGAUUGCUGAGCGCUUAGGCGUUGAGAUGGGGAAGGUUCAGGUUUAUCAAGAGCCAAACAGAGAAACAAGAGUGCAGAUUCAGGAGUCUGUGAGAGGAAAGGAUGUAUUUAUCAUCCAAACAGUUUCAAAGGAUGUGAAUACUACGAUCAUGGAACUCCUGAUCAUGGUGUAUGCUUGUAAAACCUCCUGUGCCAAAAGCAUUAUUGGAGUGAUUCCUUACUUCCCAUACAGCAAACAGUGCAAGAUGAGGAAAAGGGGCUCCAUUGUCUCUAAACUACUGGCUUCAAUGAUGUGCAAAGCUGGACUAACUCAUCUUAUUACCAUGGAUUUACAUCAGAAGGAAAUACAGGGCUUCUUCAAUAUUCCAGUUGAUAACUUGAGAGCGUCUCCAUUUUUACUACAGUACAUCCAAGAAGAGAUACCAGACUACAGGAAUGCUGUAAUUGUGGCCAAAUCACCUGCGUCUGCAAAGAGGGCACAGUCAUUUGCUGAGCGCUUACGAUUGGGAAUUGCUGUGAUUCAUGGGGAAGCUCAAGAUGCUGAGUCUGACAUGGUGGAUGGUCGACACUCACCACCUACAGCCAAAAAUGUAGCUGCUAUUCAUCCCAGUUUGGAGAUACCCAUGCUGAUUCCCAAGGAAAAACCACCCAUCACAGUUGUUGGAGAUGUAGGAGGAAGAAUAGCUAUUAUCGUGGAUGACAUCAUAGAUGACGUUGACAGCUUUCUUGCUGCAGCCGAGACCCUCAAGGAAAGGGGGGCUUACAAGAUCUUUGUAAUGGCCACACAUGGCCUGUUAUCUUCAGACGCUCCCAGGCUGAUAGAGGAAUCCGCAAUCGAUGAAGUGGUUGUUACAAACACAAUUCCACAUGAAAUACAAAAACUCCAGUGCCCUAAAAUCAAGACUGUGGAUAUCAGCAUGAUCCUCUCAGAAGCCAUUCGCAGGAUCCAUAAUGGGGAGUCAAUGUCAUACCUUUUCAGAAAUAUAGGACUGGAUGAUUAAUGCUUCUUAUUUUAAAGAAACACCCCGGGCCAAACUGGAAGCGAACAGAUAAUGAGCUGUGAAGCAUCAUGCUUACCUUAAUAUUUCUAUUGAGCCACUUUUUGUUUUCUCUUGGUUUAAGUAUCAAGGUAGAACAGUUUUUAAGAGCUUUUUUUUUUUUUUCCUUUGCAGGGUUGGUUUUUUUGCGGGUGGGUGGGGAAUAAACAUUUAAAAAAAAAACUGUUCUAGUUGCUUUUAGGUUAGUUGCACUAUAUACAUGAUGGAAAAAAACCCAGAAAACACUUGAGGCAAGAAUUUGGCUUCUAAAUUAAGCAUUCCUUUUCCAAAGCUGCUUGCUACAAGUGCUUUAAAAGAUAAUAAAAUGAAGUGACUGUAUAAUAUUUGCAUUUUAAAAGCCAAAAAGGUUGUACUGUUGUAUGCAGUUAAGUGAUUUUGUAGGAGUGCUUUUAUAGAAAAGCAUAUGAAAUAUGCACCUGUAUUUAUUUUCUGCAACAAAGAAUAAAGACUUGUUUUGUGUGA
Molecule: messenger RNA, 4029 nt
Organism: Aquila chrysaetos chrysaetos
Lineage: Eukaryota; Metazoa; Chordata; Aves; Accipitriformes; Accipitridae
Gene: PRPSAP2
Product: phosphoribosyl pyrophosphate synthetase associated protein 2
Exons: 12
Coding region: 2401-3510 (369 amino acids)
Biological process (GO): purine nucleotide biosynthetic process; 5-phosphoribose 1-diphosphate biosynthetic process
Cellular component (GO): ribose phosphate diphosphokinase complex; cytoplasm
Molecular function (GO): magnesium ion binding; ribose phosphate diphosphokinase activity
Source: RefSeq, a predicted model, not a curated record